GGAACGAUAAUGGAUCUUGUGAAGGGCAUCAUUAGCAACUCGGGUGCACUGAAAGAGACCGCGAAGCUCGUGGUCAUGGGUUCCGCGAUUGAGGCAACUCGCCGUGCCAGCACAAGUGCAUGGAAUUCGCUCAUAGAGUCCUUUUUCCUGACGGCUCAUUUCAGCCAAGAAGAUUAUCCUUAUGAUUGGAUUAUGCACUGGCUCUCAAAACAACCCUCAUACAACGCUUCACGUGAAUUUGAUGUUGGCACUGCACGUUCGGGCAGCACGGGGAUCGAAUCCACCGAGGCUGAUGCAGAGGAAGAAGAUACUCCCGGAAGGCGAAGGGCCAUCGCGUUCUUGCCUUCCUUAGAUGUCACGCAUUCAAUUUUUUACCACGGGCACUGGCUUAAGAUCACUCGUACCCGACGGGGUGGACACUAUGGCGGUUAUUCAGAAAUCAGGAUUACCGUCGUAGCUCGUAAUAACAACAUUCUCAAGACGCUCAUUAUUCAAGCUCGUCGUGAAUAUGAAGCGGACAUGGAACAUCGAGUUCAUAUCUUCCUUGCUGAAAGCUCAAGCUGGCGAUGGAACGGUGCCCACCAAAAACGACCGCUGUCUUCUGUCGUUCUCGAGCCGGGUGUUAAGGACAUGUUAAUUUCCGAUACCAAAGAUUUCCUCGCUUCAGAGGCCUGGUAUGCGGAUCGAGGCAUUCCCUACCGCCGAGGAUACCUUCUUCACGGGGUGCCUGGAAGUGGGAAGACUAGUCUAAUUCAUGCUAUUGCUGGUGAAUUGAGUCUUGACAUUUAUGUCGUGAGCCUGAGUGCCAAAGGGAUGAGCGACAACACUUUGACAACUCUAUUGUCACGCGUCCCUUCCAGAUGUAUUUUGUUGCUCGAAGAUCUUGACGCGGCAUUCACUCGCUCUGUGACCCGUGAUUCCAAGUCGACUGGUGUUCCCCUCACCUCAACUACGACGACCACUACUUCGGCCGUCCCAACAGUUGCAGUCCCCGAUGAUCCAAACACACUAUCUCUUUCGGGUUUGUUGAAUUCCCUUGAUGGUGUUGCGGCUAGUACUGGGAGAUUGUUGUUCGCUACGACUAAUCAUGUUGAAAGACUUGAUCCUGCUUUGACUCGUCCUGGUCGACUUGAUGUGCACGUUGAUUUUAAGCACGCGAGCAAGUGGCAAGCUGAGGGCAUUUUUAAGAACUUCUUCCCAACUAAGCCCAAGGUUGAGGACGCCACAGAAGUCAACUCAUCUGAUGGCGGCGCUAGUCCACCUGCCCCCCAGUCGAGCAAUCCAAAAAAAUCAUCUCGACACGCUAUUCCUCUUUUGGAGGAAGAGGAGUUAGAUCAGCUGGCAAAGGAAUUUGCUGCUCGCAUUCCAGAGAAUGAACUUAGUGUUGCUGGCCUUCAGGGAUACCUUCUUAGGAACAAGACUCGUCCACGAGAAGCUGUGAAAGAAGUGGGAGAAUGGAUUGAGAAGGAACGAGAGGCGAAGGCUAAAAUCCAGAAGUUAAAGGAGGAAGAGGAAGCAAAAGCGAAGGAAGCGGAGGUCGUUGAAGAAAAGGAGAAAGGGAAGGAGAAAGAAAAGGAAAAGGAAAAAAAUGACGAAAAAGGAAAGGAAGAAAAGGUUAACGAAAAUGAGGAUAAGACUAUCACGGAGAAGGCUGAUGAGCAAAAAGAAGUCCUUAAACUUCGACGCUUGAAGCGCCGUGCGCCCGCAAAAGCUGAAACCGCCGUAACUAAAACCACCAUUUCAUCACCUAGCCCCGACUCCGAGUCGGAUUCCGAAGAUCAACGCGAGCCAACCCCU
This is a messenger RNA of Cantharellus anzutake, 1797 nucleotides long. RefSeq names its product P-loop containing nucleoside triphosphate hydrolase protein. The transcript is spliced from 23 exons. Lineage: Eukaryota; Fungi; Basidiomycota; Agaricomycetes; Cantharellales; Hydnaceae. The record is from RefSeq and is a predicted model, not a curated record. Gene Ontology annotation, cellular component: mitochondrial inner membrane. Gene Ontology annotation, molecular function: ATP binding; ATP hydrolysis activity. The annotation marks the transcript as partial. Gene Ontology annotation, biological process: mitochondrial respiratory chain complex III assembly; protein insertion into mitochondrial inner membrane from matrix.